AUGGUGCUGCUCACCCAUGUGCUGGCCUGCAUCUUUGGGACCGGCUCCUGGAUGGCCAUCUGUGGCGUGUGGGUUGAACUCCCCUUGCUGGUGAAUCAGCUUCCUGAGGGCUGGUACCUUCCUUCCGCCCUCAUCAUCAUUAUCCAGUUGGCCAAUGUUGGCCCUCUCUUCUUCACCCUCAUGCACAAGUUGAAGCCGGGAAUGCUGCGCGAGGUGGCCGUCAUCUACACCGUGCUGUCAACAGCAGCUGUGGUCAGCUUCCUCUUGGCUUUCCUGUGGCAUCAUACCACCCCUGUGGCCGGAGGGCAGCACAGCAUAGCUUUCUUUGUCUUGGUCUUCUUCCUCUCGCUGGUCUGCUGCACCUCCUGCGUCACCUUCCUCCCUUUCAUGGUGCGCCUCCACCCUCGCUACAUCACCACUUUUUUCAUCGGGGAAGGCCUCAGCGGAGUAAUCCCAGCUCUUCUGGCCUUGGUGCAGGGCGCAGGAAUCACCCACUGCGUCAAGGUAACCAUGCCAAGCAGUAAUGCAACUGCCAGUAACAGAACCGUGGGCAAUGCGACCGCAGAAGAUGCCCCUUUCCAUGUGGAGACUCGCUACUCCCCUGCCAAUUUCUCCAGCCUGGUUUUCUUCAUCAUCCUGUCCACCAUGAUGUUUUCCUGCCUCGUGGCCUUCUUCUUCCUCAGUCGGCUACCCAAGGUGUGGGAGCUUUCAGAGCAGAACCUCUGCUCCAGCGACAUCACCCUCAACUCAAUCCAGAAGAUUCCUGCGGAUGAGCAAGGAGGAACCACAGGGGGCUCCACCAAAGGAGCUGAUGGAGCCGGCCCAGAAAAGGUCACCUACUCUUGGGCCCAGUUUGCCUACAUCUACUUCCUCAUCGCUUGGGUGAAUGCACUGACCAACAGCAUCCUGCCAUCGGUGCAGAGCUACUCGUGCUUGCCCUACGGUAACAUGGCCUACCACCUGGCAGUCACCCUGAGCAAGAUAUCCAACCCUGUUGCGUGCACCAUUGUCAUGUUUCUACCCAGCAGGUCCCUCCCCACCUUGGGUGCGUUGUCAGCCACCGGAACAGCCUUCGGCAUCUACACCAUGGGCAUGGCUGCCCUGAGCCCCUGCCCCCUGCUUCAGCACUCAGACUGGGGGGGUGCCCUCAUGGUGCUCUCCUGGGUGCUCUUCACUGGGACCUUAACUUACGUCAAGGUAGUGAUGGGGGUGAUCCUUCGGAGCCACAGCCACAGCGCCCUCGUGUGGUACGGAGCGCUGGAGCAGCUGGGCUCACUGAUCGGAGCCUUGGUCAUGUUUCCUUUGGUGAACAUCUACAGCCUCUUCAAAUCCGCCGACUUCUGCAGCUUCCAGUGCCCGGCGUGA
This is a messenger RNA of Rhineura floridana, 1365 nucleotides long. It is a transcript of the gene SLC52A3, whose product is annotated as solute carrier family 52 member 3. The record is from RefSeq and is a predicted model, not a curated record. Lineage: Eukaryota; Metazoa; Chordata; Lepidosauria; Squamata; Rhineuridae. Gene Ontology annotation, cellular component: plasma membrane. Gene Ontology annotation, molecular function: riboflavin transmembrane transporter activity. The coding region runs from base 1 to 1365 and encodes 454 amino acids. The transcript is spliced from 4 exons. Gene Ontology annotation, biological process: riboflavin transport.